Messenger RNA from Episyrphus balteatus (marmalade hoverfly), 1076 nucleotides. RefSeq lists its product as uncharacterized. The coding region runs from base 108 to 1076 and encodes 322 amino acids. Lineage: Eukaryota; Metazoa; Arthropoda; Insecta; Diptera; Syrphidae. The record is from RefSeq and is a predicted model, not a curated record. The transcript is spliced from 4 exons.
CAUUGAAUAAAAUAGUUGAAUUGCAUAUCAAGAUCUGAAUAAACCUGUAUGCAGCUGCAGGCACAAAUCAAAAACAUUGAAAUUAAAUUCGCUCAUCCAGUAGUAACAUGGGAUAUGGAUAUACUCGAACACGGGAAGCAUCAGCAGAAUCCACUAUUCUACUUGUUGUGUGUGUCGCAUCUCGACUGGUUGUUAAUGGCGUAGCUGGCAGCAUUUUGUAUGCAUCUGGAGUACCGGCGGCGUAUUCAUAUCAAUACUCGUAUCCGUAUGCAUUAGCAUACUCAUCAUAUACACAACCCUCACUUGUUCUGGCCAAUCAUCUCCUUCCACUGCUGGAUGUGAACUAUGAUAUAUCAUCUCCAUUAGCCACUGUCAUUCAAAGAACUGAAACUCCCUUGAAAGAUGCUUCUUCUUUUGCUGACGACGACAACGUCGAAGAUGAUUGUGAUGAUGAUGAUGAUGAUGCCAGUAGAGGAAGCGCAGACGAAACGAAAUCUGAAGAAACUCCCAGCAAUCAAUCAUCUGCUCAACCACCAAGUUUACUUGGAAAAGAGGAAUCCUUGCCAGUAAUUCCUUCAGUGUUUUUGGACCAGACUCCCUCAACAGCAUUAGCAGCAGAUCAACCAUCUACCUUUCCAACAUCGACCCCAACCCCAAUUUUAACGGAAGAAGCAGACAAGCUGAAAUAUUAUUAUCCAAGUCUUCCCAUCACACACUAUUUCUUCUCUACCCAAACCAUUGGUAUGGCCAACAACAUCUCAGUUCCAUACGCUGCUGCAGAAGGAAAACUCCAGACCGUAUCGUAUGUCUCGUCCGAUGAUGGCAAUGGCGAAGGAUUUCGAGUGGCAGCAACAAAUUUACCCCAACCAUCAAUUGUUGCAGUAGUGGAAAUACCAGAUUCACCCGAAGUUGCCACAGCCAAAGCCGCUCAUUUGCAGGCACUAUCCGAAGCUGUGGCUAUGGCAAAUGUGAAUAGAGCCAACAAUGCUGCUGCUACUGGUGCUGGUUCUAGUGCAAAUCCAAGUGGUGACAAUGUGGUUAGUGGCUGUAAUGAGACCUCUGAGGUUAAAAGAUAG